Messenger RNA from Toxotes jaculatrix (banded archerfish), 1700 nucleotides. RefSeq lists its product as uncharacterized. Bases 146 to 859 code for a protein of 237 amino acids. The record is from RefSeq and is a predicted model, not a curated record. The transcript has 3 exons. NCBI's taxonomy places the organism in Eukaryota, Metazoa, Chordata, Actinopteri, Toxotidae.
AUCAAAUGUGUAUGCAGUAAUGCUUCUCCUUAGCCCCAAGUGCCAAGUUUUGUGAAUGUUGAGAUCUAUUUUACUGUAUCUGAAUGAUUAUUUUUAACAGACUUUCUCCUGUGUUGAUUCACCGGAAUGUGUUACACAACUGAAUAUGAGGGAACUACUGUCAGUUGGCAUGGAUGGCCCCAGUGUGAAUUUCAAAUUGGUGGAUCUUCUCCAGAAAGAGCAUGCAGAGCUCUACGGAGGUGCUCAGGUUGUCACUGUUGGAAGCUGUGGACUUCACACCCUCCACAAUGCUUUAAAGGCAGGCUUUACUGUCUGGCAGUUAGAAAAACUUCUGCGAGCCAUGCACUUCCUUUUUCAUAAUGUUCCUGCCAGGAGAGAAGACUUCACAAGCCUGACAGGGUCCUCCUGCUUUCCCUUACCAUUUUGUGGCCAUAGAUGGGUCGAAAACAUUCCUGUAGCAGAGAGAGCAGUUGAAGUUUGGCCAGUGAUUAAGACGUAUGUGGAUGCUGCAGAGAAAAAGAGGUUCCCAGUCCCCUGCACAGCCUCAUAUGACACCAUAGUAGCAGCACAAAAGGAUCCUUUCAUUAUUGCAAAGCUCCAGUUCUUUCUGGCAAUUGCAAGGACUUUCAACCCCUUCUUGACAAAGUUCCAAACCGAUGAGCCAGUGUUGCCCUUCUUGGUCAAAGAUUUGACUGAGCUGCUGAUGAGUUUACUGAGGCGGUUUGUUCAGCGAGAGCUCCUCCAGGACCUCACACCCCUGCAGCUGAUCAAAACAGAACUAACAGAUGAAAAAAACUUGUUCUCCCCUAAGAGUGUAGACAUAGGCCUGGGUGCUGAAUCUGCUAUCAAGGUGAUGUGAUCAUUCAGCAGUUCACGUCAUUGCUUUCCCUUGAGGGCAGAGAUGAACGCUUCCGCUGUUUUCAGCCUGUGAAGCAGCGCGUGGAUGUGUUUCUACACUCAGCGCUCAGCACACCCUACCCUGACCUAUUGAAGUUCUGCCAGAGCCUUUUACUGCUGUCGCAUGGACAAGCCACCGUGGAGAGAGGCUUCUCCAUAAACAAGGAGGUGGAAACAUGUAACCUUCUAGGUGAAUCCUUGGAGGCACUGAGGUUAAUGUGUGACAGUGUCAGUAGCUGUGGUGGUGUCCUCAAGGUGCCUUUAACCAAGGACCUGCUGGCCUCUGUGGCCUCAGCAAGGUCCCAGUACAGGCUAUACCUUGAGCAAGAACGCAAAAAGAGGGAGAGUGCUGCUCAGACAGUGAAGAGGAAGGCCGCAAGGGAAGAACUAGAGGAGCUCAGACAGCAAUGCAGAGUCCUGGAGGAUGUCUGUGCCAUCCUUGAAAAUGAUGCCAACAAGUUGGCCGAGGAGGCAGAGGGGAAGGCUGGGUCAAAAAUGGCCCAGCUUAUCGCUAAGUCCAAUACACUCAGAAGGAGAUACAAAGAGAAAAAAGAGGAACUGGUUAAAAUGGAGAAAACUAUUGAAGAAAAGGCCAUGCAAUUAAGACACUUUCCGUAAGAUUCUUUUGCUCAUGAGUUCAUAUUAGGGCUAUAGAACAGGUUUAUGUUAAAAUCAAGUAAUAGCAGUCCACUAGUUCAUGUAGUGGAUGCCAGUUUGUGAAGUGAUAUCAGCAAGAGUUCAUAUAGCAGAUGCCAGCUUGUAAUGCGUCAGCAGUUCGUGCAGUGCAUGCCUACCUCAUGGAA